Molecule: messenger RNA, 1218 nt
Organism: Racocetra persica
Lineage: Eukaryota; Fungi; Glomeromycota; Glomeromycetes; Diversisporales; Gigasporaceae
Source: the annotation of a GenBank genome assembly
AUGGUAUAUCUUAGAUUGGAAGGUUUAAAAAUCUCAGAUGCAUUGAUUAGUGCGAUUCUACGCUUAUGUCCAGAUAUACGCUUUCUUAUUCUUUAUAAAAGUAAGGGUUUCACUAAUAUACCAAUUAUAGAAAUUGCAAGAUUUUCUCCAAAACUACAGCAUCUGAGUCUUAAUUCAUGUAUAUGUCUCACUAAUCGAUAUAUCACUGAAAUUACUCACUCAUGCUCAAAACUUAGACAUCUUGAGCUUGGUGAUUGCUCGAUUGGUAAUAAAGCUAUCGAGAAGAUAGCCAGCAACUGUACUAAUUUGAAAUAUCUUAGUUUGAAGAGGUGUAGAAGGAUUAGUAAUGAAGUGCUGAAAAAACUCAAUCUGAAAAUUAAAAUCGAACAUCCAGAUUAUUCCGAUAAUGAAUUCUCCGAUUCUGAUUUACCUCCACUUAUUCCAAUCUUUACCGGUAGACAAAAUGGGAUAGCUAUAACCAGGUCCUUUAGAGACUACUAUUUGAGUUAUACAUCAGAUGAAACAGAUCUUAUUUCUGCAAUUGUUAAUUAUCUCAAAGAGAAUCCUCCAACGCGAAGAGAGAAAAUCUCAGUAAAAGCAUUAAUUGAUACAUCAUCAAAGUUUAAUACCAUUAGCAAGAGCUUGUUCGAUAAGCUUAAAGAAGAUUAUGGAAUAUGUGAUCCUGUUGAGAAUCUCUAUAGGGAUGUAAUAGGUGAAAUAAAAUGUUUAGAUUUGCAAUUUUGCUAUAAAGGAAAGUGGCGAAGUUUAGAUGGUACCGAAGUAAUAGACUUUCAAAUUCGCAAAAAUCCAUCGUUCGAUUUGGUUCUGGGACAAGAAUGGUUAUGGAUGCGUGAAGCAAAAAUAAGCUUUGGAUAUUCUUCCAAAACCUGUGUCCACCAUGCUAAAAUUGUAAUUGAUGGUAUGAGUAUCUCAUUAAUCGAAGAAAAUAGUAAUAAAGCCAGCUCUAGUAAAAAUAACUUAUCUCAUUUUGAAACAGAAAUCGAUAAACCUGAUCUAAAUUUAGAAAAGUUUAUAGAUAUGUUUAAGAAAUUAUUUAUAGAGACUAAUUUAUCCAGUUCCGAUUCAGAAUCCACAGGUUCAGACUGGUACGAUCUUGAUCUAAAAAAACCCCGAAAGAAAUGCAUCCAUAAUACAAAGAAAAAGGUUAUCUCUCCUAGCCGAAAACAUUGUAGAAAUAAGCCAAUUAGAACAAAGUAA